AUGGGAUGGAUCUUUAGGAUCUCCCACUUCUUUGAGUAUCAUCAUACUCCGGAUGAGGAGCGCGUUACAAUCGCCUCGUUCUAUAUGGACGGACCAGCACUCAGCUGGUAUCAAUGGAUGUAUCGAAAUGACUUCAUCACGUCAUGGGCUGCCCUUCUGCAAGCACUCGAGACUUGCUUCGUGCCAACGUAUUACGAUGAUCCCAAAGGUACCUUGUUUAAGCUCACUCAUACCGGCACCGUUAAUGAAUAUUUACAUGAGUUUGAACGCUUGGCUAAUCGGAUUAUCGGGUUUCCCUCGUCUUGUUUACUUAGUUGUUUCAUCUCCGGCCUGGCGCCGAAAUUACACUGGGAGGUUCAGGCAUUCCAGCCAAUUUCUCUUCCUCAGGCCAUUUCCCUCGCCAAGUUGCAGGAAGACAAACUUGAUGACAGGCGACAUUCUUUCCGCCCUCGUCACCCACCUCCACAAUCCACCACCAUCUCCCCUCUACCAUCCAACCCAACCUUUACCUUCCCCAACCCCCCACCACCUCUGUUGCCCUCACCUUUGCCGAAACCCACCCCUUCCAUCCGCAACCACUUAUGCCGCCUCACCCCGGAGGAGAUGACUCGCAAAAGUGAGCUCGUUCUGUGCAACAAUUGCGAUGAGAAAUGGGCCCCCUCACAUAAAUGCAAGGCACGUUUCUUCCUACUCAUCUCAGAGGAAGACGACCCCGACCCAAACACCCAACCUGCCAACCCCGCUCUCACCCAACCUUCCCCACCUGACCCCACCCUUGCUCAAAUUAGUUUCAAUGCCCUCUCCGGUACCUCCACCCCGGAUGCUCUCCGUCUCUUUGGCUCCAUCCACAACUCACGCGUUACCGUGCUCAUUAACGGAGGAAGUACGCAUAAUUUCAUUCAGUUGCGGGUGGCUAAAUACCUUCAACUCCCCACCAUCCUGACCAACCCAUUGCAAGUCACCAUCGGCAACGGCACCUCUCUCCCAUGCGACCAACUCUGUUCUCACACCCUUAUAUCUCUCCAGGGUCAUGAGUUCCACGUUGAUCUCCAUGUCCUGCCUAUUAGUGAUGCAGACAUUGUCCUAGGGAUCCAAUGGCUCAAACACCUAGGACCCACCAUCACGGACUACGCUGCCCUCACCAUGCAAUUCCAAUACCAGGGUCACCCCGUUCUCCUUCGUGCUGAUGCCCCGACGAUACCAUCUGACGUGUCCUCGCUCCAACUCCGCCACAUGAUGCCAACACAUUAUGCAUCUGCCUUUUUCCACAUCUCCAUCACCACUAUUUCUUCUCCACACCCUUCACCAACCUCACCUCAAUACCCCGCCCUCACACAUCUUCUCCAACAAUAUAUCCACUUGUUCCAACAACCCACAUCGCUUCCCCCACCUCGGCCAAUCACCCACCAUAUCCAUCUUCUGCCAAACACCUCACCCGUUAACGUACGCCCUUACCGCUACCCCCAUUUUCAAAAGGCAGAAAUCGAGAAGCAGGUGCAUGAGAUGCUCUCUUUGGGUCUUAUACAGCUGAGCAACAACCUUUUCUCCUCCCCAGUCCUCUUGGUCAAGAAGAAGGAUGGGAGUUGGCAUUUUUGUGUCGAUUAUCGCGCGCUCAACGCCAUGACGGUGAAAGACAGGUUUCCAAUGCCCACCAUUGAUGAGUUACUUGACGAACUUGGUUUCGCUUCUUGGUUUUCUAAGCUGGACCUCCGACAGGGCUUCCAUCAAAUCUCCAUGGCUGCAGCUAACGUCGCCAAAACCGCCUUUCGCACCCACCAAGGUCACUAUGAAUACAAGGUGAUGUUGUUUGGCUUAUGUAACGCUCCAUCCAUCUUUCAGGCGACCAUGAAUGAGCUCUUGAAACCUUUCCUUCGUCGCUUUGUAACCAUCUUCUUUGACGACAUUCUGGUGUACAACGCUUCCUUGGAAGACUAUGUCUCCCACCUCUGCCAGGUAUUCGACUGUUUAUCUCAUGCUCAGUUCUUCCUCAAGGAAUCUAAGUGCGUCUUCGCCCAACAACAACUGGCCUUUCUCGGUCAUAUCAUCUCGGCCUGCGGUGUCACCCCUGAUCCUUCAAAGAUUGAUGUUAUGGUUCAAUGGCCCGUCCCCACGAACACCCACUCCUUGCGUGGAUUCCUCGGUUUGACUGGUUUCUACUACAAGUUCAUCAAAGGUUAA
Glycine soja is the source of this 2178-nucleotide messenger RNA. RefSeq lists its product as uncharacterized. The coding region runs from base 1 to 2178 and encodes 725 amino acids. The record is from RefSeq and is a predicted model, not a curated record. The transcript has a single exon. Lineage: Eukaryota; Viridiplantae; Streptophyta; Magnoliopsida; Fabales; Fabaceae.